CUGCACAGAGUAAUAGACACUCACAAAACCUGCAUGAAGAGCAAGUAUGAGAGCUUAUUUGAGGGAAUCAAACUUCAAAAUAAUCAAACCCUGCUGAACAGGAUCUACACACAUCUCUACAUCAUAGAGGGAGAGAGUAAAGGGGUGAAUAAAGAACAUGAAGUUGUACAGAUGGAGAAAACACCCAGAACACAUCAUUCACAACACACUCCAAUCUACUGCAAUGACAUCUUUAAAGCCUUAUCUGAACCUGGAUGUGAGGAGAAAGACCAAAUCAAGGCUGUUCUUACUAAAGGCAUCGCUGGAAUUGGAAAAACUGUUUCUGUGCAGAAAUUCAUUCUGGAUUGGGCCGAGGGAAAAGCCAAUCAGGAUGUAGAUUUCAUGUUUGUGCUUCCAUUUCGAGAGCUAAACUUAAUUAAAGAUCAUCAGUACAGUCUUCACAGACUUCUGCUGGACUUUUAUUCUGAACUUCAAGAUCUGGACUCUAAGAUUUAUGAUGAAUGCAAAGUUGUCUUCAUCUUUGAUGGUCUGGACGAAAGCAGAAUUACACUGUUUUCACACAGACAGAAAGUUUCUGAUGUUACUGAGAUUUCAUCAGUGGGUGUGUUGAUAACAAAUCUCAUAAAAGGAUAUAUUCUUCCUUCCUCUCACAUCUGGAUCACCUCCAGACCAGCAGCAGCCAAACAGAUCCCCUCCCAAUACAUCAACCGUCUGACAGAAAUCCAGGGAUUCAAUGAGUCUCAGAAGGAGGAAUAUUUCAAAAAGAGAAUCAGUGAUGAACAUCAAGCCAGCGGAAUCAUCUCACAUAUUAAAAGAGCAAGAAGCCUCUACAUCAUGUGCCACAUCCCUGUCUUCUGCUGGAUCUCAGCCACUGUGCUUCAAAACCACCUGAAAUACAAUGACAAUGCAGAAAUCCCCAAAACUCUGACUGAAAUGUACAUACAUUUCUUGCUCAUUCAGACAACUAUAAAGAAUCAGAAGUAUGAAGAGAAGGAUCCAGAGAAGCUCCUAAAGUCAAAUCGAGAAAUGAUUGUGAAACUUGCUGAACUGGCAUUCAAACAGCUGAUGAAGGGCAAUGUGAUGUUCUAUGAGGAGGACCUGAUUGAGAGCGGCAUAGAUGUCACUGAUGCCUCAGUAUAUUCUGGGAUUUGCACUGAGAUCUUUAAGGAGGAAUCUGUGAUUCAUCAGAGAAAAGUCUAUAGCUUCGUACAUCUGAGCUUUCAGGAGUUUCUUGCUGCUUUCUAUGUGUUUCAUUCAUAUAUCGCUAAGAACAUGCAAGCACUGAAACCUCUGUUUUUAAUGGUUGAGUGGUUCAGGUUUAGGAAGAUCUCGCUUUGUGAGCUACUAGAAUCAGUAGUUGACAAAACCCUGUUGAGUAAAACUGGACACCUGGAUCUCUUUCUGCGGUUCCUGCUGGGCGUCUCACUGGAGUCCAAUCAGAGACUCCUACAGGGUCUUCUGACACAUACAGAGAACAGUUCAGAGAGCAUCAGGAACACCACUCAGUACAUUAAAUACACAAUCAGAGCUGAUGAUGAUUUCUCAGCUGACAGAUCCAUCAAUCUGCUCCUCUGUCUGCUGGAAGUGAAUGAUCUGACUCUUUACAAAGAGAUUCAGGACUUUGUGAAAUCAGACAAACACUCAGAGGAUAAACUCUCUGCUGCUCACUGCUCAGCAAUAGCCUACAUGCUCCAGAUGUCAGAGGAGGUGCUGGAUGAGCUUGACCUCAAGAAAUACAACACGUCCGAUGAGGGUAGGAGGAGACUGUUACCAGCUGUGAACAACUGCAGAAAAGCUCUACUUGCAGGCUGCAAUCUCACUGAUGAAUGCUGUAAAAGUGUGGUAUCAGUUCUACAAUCAUCAAACUCCCCUCUGAGAGAGCUGGAAUUAAGUAAUAACCUACAGAGUCCAGAAAUAAGGUUGUUGUCUACUGGACUGGAGAAUCUACACUAUGGAGAGGAGAGUUCACAAUGUCAACUGGAGAAACUGAGAUUGGGCAACUGCAGUCUCACUGAUCAAUCCUGCAAAUGCUUGGUCUCAGCUCUAAAAUCAUCAAACUCUUCACUUAGAGAGCUGGACCUGAGUAAGAAUGACCUGAAGGAUUCAGGAGUGAAACUGCUUUGUGCUGGACUGAAGAGUCUAAAUUGUGUACUGGAGAUACUGAGAUUAUCUGGCUGUAUGGUGACAGAGGAAGGCUGUUGUUAUCUGGCUUCAGCUCUAAGGUCAAACCCCUCACACCUGAGAGAGCUGGAUCUGAGCUACAAUCACCCAGGAGACUCAGGAGUGAAGAUGCUCUCUGAUCUACUGGAAGAUCCACAUUGUAAACUGGAGAAACUCAAUGUGGAUCAUGUUGGAGAGGUAAUGAUUACAGCAGGACUACGCAAAUAUGCCUGUGAUCUCACACUGGAUCCAAACACAGUGAACAUUCAUCUUUGUCUGUCUGAGGAGAACAGAAAGGUGACACGUUUGGAGGAGCAGCAGUCAUAUCCUGAUCAUCCAGACAGAUUUGAUUUCUUUCCUCAGGUUGUGUGUAGAGAGAGUCUGUCGGGACGCUGCUACUGGGAGGUUGAAUGGAGCGGGUGGAGGGGGGUUGUUAUAUCAGUGGCACAUAAAGAAAUGAGCAGGAAAGGAGGAAGUGAUGAUUGUAGGUUUGGGUUCAAUGAAAAGUCCUGGAGUCUUGAUUGCUCCGAUGACAUUUUCACUGUCUGGCACAAUAAACUUAGCACUGACAUACCCGUCCCAUACUCCAAGAGAGUAGGAGUCUAUCUGGACUGGCAGGACGGCACUCUGUCAUUCUAUAGUGUCUCCAAAACACACACACUCGCACACUUACACACAUUUUACUCCACAUUCACUGAACCUCUCUGUGCUGGAUUCAGGGUUUUUAUUGACUCUUCCGUGUCUCUUCGUCAAAUUGGAAAGAUUCGAUACAAUAGGGUGAAAGGUAUUUGGAAGGGGUUGAGAAGUUUGGAACAUCCACAAAUCAUUAACAUGUAA
Molecule: messenger RNA, 2997 nt
Organism: Sinocyclocheilus rhinocerous
Lineage: Eukaryota; Metazoa; Chordata; Actinopteri; Cypriniformes; Cyprinidae
Product: protein NLRC3-like
Exons: 7
Coding region: 34-2997 (987 amino acids)
Molecular function (GO): protein binding
Source: RefSeq, a predicted model, not a curated record